This is a messenger RNA of Closterium sp. NIES-65, 711 nucleotides long. NCBI's taxonomy places the organism in Eukaryota, Viridiplantae, Streptophyta, Zygnematophyceae, Desmidiales, Closteriaceae. The record is from the annotation of a GenBank genome assembly.
AUGCCUGGCACGACGACCUGCACCCGUUCCUACAGAUCACCGCUAAGGACGAUGUCUCGCUUCACCCGUCUCCCUGACUCUCUUCGCGUAGUCAGGGACCACUUUCUCGCCCUCUGCCCCACCGAACUCACCGUUGACCUGCUCAAGAAGCAUUUGCUUGCAGCUGAGGCUACCAUAGUUGCUGUAGGUGCCUCUCGUGGCGACCCCCGCACGCCCUUCUUCGACGGGUGUUCCCCUCCCCCCAUUCUCCCCUCGGUCGCCUCUGCUGCCGCUAUCGACUACCUUGGUGCUGAGGAAGUUGGGGCUGCGUCUGCUCCUAGUUGGAGGCGCAAGAGCAGCAAGGGCAAGGGGGGCAAGGGUGGUGGCGGUGCCAGUGGGGGAGGUGGAGGUGGAGGCGGUGGGGGCGGUGGGGGUGGUGGCGGUGGUGGGGGUGGUGGCGGGGCUGGGGGGGUGGGUGGUAGCGACGAGGGUGGUGGCGGCAAUGGUAGUGGAGGAGGCCGGGGUGGAGGUGGUGGUGGUGGCGGCAGUGGCGUGGUGGCAGCGGCUUGGGUGGUGGUCGGGGUGGACCAGCGCAGCAUAGAGGCUCGGGUGGUGUCCAGCGCCAACAGCAGCGUCUCGGAGAGAAUCCGUCGCCCCAGCAGCUUCGUGAGUGGUACUCUUAGCAUGGGGGGUCUGGGGGUGGAGGUACCUGCACGUAUGUCAUCCGCAUAG